AUGACCAAGAAGAGGAGGAACAAUGGGUGCGCCAAAAAGGGCAAGGGCCAUGACCACGUGCAGCCCCUCCGCUGCACCAACUGCACCUGCUGCAUGCCCAAGGACAAGGCCAUCAAGAAGUUCAUCAUCCGCAACUUCGUGGAAGCCGCAGCAGUCUGGGACAUCUCUGAGCCCAGUGUUUUCGACUCUUAUGUGCUCCCCAAACUGUAUGUGAAACUGCAUUACUGUGUGAGCUGCACGAUCCACAGCAAGGUAGUGAGCAAUCGGUUUCGUGAGGCAUGA
Dromiciops gliroides (monito del monte) is the source of this 282-nucleotide messenger RNA. RefSeq names its product 40S ribosomal protein S26-like. NCBI's taxonomy places the organism in Eukaryota, Metazoa, Chordata, Mammalia, Microbiotheria, Microbiotheriidae. The transcript has a single exon. Gene Ontology annotation, biological process: translation. The record is from RefSeq and is a predicted model, not a curated record. Gene Ontology annotation, molecular function: structural constituent of ribosome; mRNA binding. The coding region runs from base 1 to 282 and encodes 93 amino acids. Gene Ontology annotation, cellular component: ribosome; cytosolic small ribosomal subunit.